Owenia fusiformis is the source of this 3902-nucleotide messenger RNA. The record is from the annotation of a GenBank genome assembly. NCBI's taxonomy places the organism in Eukaryota, Metazoa, Annelida, Polychaeta, Sabellida, Oweniidae.
AUUGGAUCAUAUUUUAACAUCAAGCUGAUACCUUAGCUGAACCUUUAAUAUGGUGCAUACUAAGACUUUUCUUGAACUUCUGGAUAAGAAAAUUCUAAGUCCAGUUUAAUAUACCCUUUUCUAUUUGGAUAAGAAAUGCAUUACAGUGACUGACCAAUUGUUUACAAUUUGGAAAGUGAAAGUUAAGAUCUGGGACAAACCCAAAUAUGAUUGUAAGGUUGCUACAGGUAGCACUUUGUGUGUUAAGUGUGGAUGGCCAGCAGGUUCCUGUCCCAACUCUUGGCCCAUACUGCACACCUGAACCAGACUCAACCCCAGGACCUAAUGAGCCACGUCUUCCUGAGUUGCCCCCAGCCUUUCAGACCAAGAUUGAGUUGAACAUCGAGAACAAACAUGUCACCAUAGAUGCUGAUGAGUACAAUGAUCCUGUCAAUAAGAGAGCAUAUCUACGUCUUAUGCAAUUUGGCGUUGAAACAAAAACAUAUGUGAACCUAGCAACAAAUGAGGCCUAUAUUGUAUAUGGGCAUGCAUGUAAGGUUCAACAGUUGAAUGAGUCUGACUUUGGUGUCAUGUUUGGAGAUGUCGUGAUUGAUGGCAAACGUCGUAAGAUGUUCUCAGUCAGCAGCCUCUUCAAGUUUGGCAAACAGUUUGGCCAGAAGUACAUGGGUAGAACCAAGGCAAGGGGCAUAGAUGUGAACUACUGGAGGAGUUGUCAACAAUGGCAGUACCCACCUGCUAACAUGACUGUUGACUACUACUUCACAGCCUUGAACUGGUCAAGUUCCUUUGAUGGUCCAAGUAUUCCUGUUAGAGCAGUGGUGGAAGGAAUCAGUAAUGAUAAAGACAUUCCACACUACUUCCGUCACACCUAUGACUUCGUACAAUUCACGAUUCCAAUAGAACAGGAUGAUAAACUUUUUGAUACACCCCCAGGGGUAUACUGCGAGGGACGUAAGAAAACUAAACCUUUACCCAACCUACCUAAAGCUUUCUCAUAUAGAGAAGAGAUUGUCUCACCAGACACAACCAACAUACAAUUUGCAGAUGUGUACUAUGACUAUAACUACAAGCUGGUUAGGUUUGACAAUAGGAAUCCUGUUGUUGCUCCACCAUACUAUACUACUGGGCCCAUUGUAGAGAUACAUGAUUACACCACAGGUGUAUCUUAUGCUAGGGAUGUUGACAAUGGUAACUGUACCAUUGCUGCACUAACAGAUAACUUUGACAAUACCCUCAGCCCUGUUAACCGCACAAAGGACCCUGGCUAUGUGCUCAGGAUGAGGAGACCCCUAGAACUACUGUUCUUGGAUGACACCUACGUGUACAUUGGAAAGAGAAUCAUAAGAAGUGUGCCAUGUGAUGUGUUUUCCUCAAGAAGAUCUGACUUCAAACUACCAGACACACCAGCAUUCAAUACAACCUUUGAGAUCUACUUCAUGAGUGAUGAGUUUUUCCAAGUAUCCACUGGCAACUCUUUGGACUCUUACAUACCCAUGAGACUAGAGAUAUGGGGAGAGGAGAUUGACUUCCAUGCAAUCUAUAAUAUAUUUGACUUUGCCAAGGAAGAUCCAGACCUCUCAAAGUUUGAUAUUACAGCCUGCUUCCCACCAGAGGUUUCUAAAUCAGUGCAGAUUACAUUCCCAGGUCCUUACUACCCAUACAUAGGUGAUGACCCGAAUUAUUUCACCAUAGCAUCCAUCUUACAGCUGACUAACAUUGGAAAGAUCACACCAAUCAGAGUUCAACAACCAAAAGUGACUUAUGAUGAUAACAAUGUGUACCUGACUGCAACAUUACUGGAGAGGCCUCCUUAUUAUGCUCUAUUCUCAGCUGUUGAACAGUCCAAGUUCAGGCUUGGUGCAGAUGCUGUUAUCCCAGAUAUAGAUCUCUCUGACUGUCAGCAGUACUGCCAAGAUGAGACUGAUGGACUGGGCAACACUAUAGUGUGUAAUAGCUUGGACUAUUGUGAUAAUCUACGCACUUGUUCUCUCAGUACAACACACACUGGCUCUGACCCCAAAGAUAUUAAGACAAACCCAGGAUGCACCCAUUAUUCCAGAAAUGUUGAUGCCAGAGACCAACCAUCUAGAAAGCUAUUAGAAGCCUGGGGUGAUAUUAAAGAAGCAAUCUACAGGGGCAGCUUUAUUAUUAAUGUACCUGUUGGUGAUGUUGGUACUGGUGUUGAGACCAUUGCCUAUACAGCAUCUAGAGUACGGGAAGGCCUCAUUAGAGGCAAAUGGCGUGAUUUGCCUGGGCGUUACACUCGGCGUUUCAAUGUCACUCGUGGUGUUAUAUUGGGUGAUGUAAACAUCAAUAUCCUUGAUGUCGUCACAUCUGUGGAUGAUUGUGCACGGGCAUGCGUAACAGACACCAGUAUAUCAUGCCUUACUUUCAACUAUUGCUAUGAUGAAGGUGUUUGCAUGACGAGUGGACUCCACAUGGAUGAUAACCCAAUUCUCCUUGCCAACUCUUCAGGAUGCGAUCUUUACUCAAGGGAUUAUCUGAGCCAAUAUAAUGGGUAUCCUGGCUUACAGGUGUUUACACAAAAUGAUGUCAUACUCUAUGACAUAGUCAGUGUAUCAGCUUGUGCCCACAGGUGCUCCAACUGGGACACACUAGAUGAAGGAGACUUUGAUUGCAAGUCGUUUGAUUACUGCUCAGCAGACAACUCCUGUGGCCUCAACAAAGGACACUUCUUUGAGUUUCCAUUCAAGAACAAAACCUCACAGCCAACAUGCCAACACUGGUCAAGAAACUACUUAGCAGACUUUGAACUGAAACAACAACGUGUAGUCCCAUUGAAGAACACAGAGGUGUACAAAACAGAUAUUGAGAACUGUGCCAAGCUAUGUGUUGGGUUAGGUGGAACAUGCAAAGGCUUUGAUUACUGCAAGAAUGUGUCUGAAUGUGUUCUCACAACUGAACUGUUUAGUAAGAUAAAGAUAGGACAAACCGUACCUGAAACACAAGCAUAUUGCAGUAGAUAUUCACGGUCUUAUUAUCCCGAUGGUUCAGACUUUAACCCAGGAGCCACAAAAUAUGUGAAGGUACCAGAAAAGGGGGGUUUCUCAGCAGGUGCCAUGGCUGGUGUAGGAGUAGGAAUGGUGGUAUUGGGAGCUGUUCUUGGAGUUGCAAUCAUCUUCAUAGUAAAUAAGGUCAGAGGACCAGCUAAAGAUGGCAUGGGAGUACAUUUCGUCAAUAACCCUCAGUAAUGCUCUAAAUACUGCAUGAAACAACACUCUACAAACUAGAGAAACCCCUGUUUUUGUAAUUUGAAGUAAAAUUAUAAAAGACUAAAAACCAAUAUUUGUGAUUACUGGAAGUGUAUUAUAAAACAUCUGCAGAAGUGUAAUGCGAGAGAACAUUAUUAAAGUGCAAUAACUGAAAAUUAAACGAAACUUCUGAAAACUUUGUUUGUAGUGACUAACAAAACAUCUCUCAAGUUAUAUGAUAUAUAAAGUACAUAACUCCCAGUUCUUACAAAUAGAUGCAGAGAUGAGUGUAAUUUUUCCACUCAAACAUUCUGCGUGCACAAAGCUGUCUCAUGUAACUGGAUAUUGAGGUAUUUUGUGAGGGUAAAAUUGACUUUCAACCAUUGGGAACAUCAGAACGGUCAAGUUAGUGUGCAGUCAAUGCAAUUAUUGGAGGAUUCAUGAAGUUAAAAAUCACCAGGUCUAUUAAUUGUUUUCUUAGGAAUUUGAGAAUAUGAACUUCAUGAAGGAUAUUCUUGUAAUUUAUGUUGGAGUAAUAGCUUAAGCUACCAGGAGUUGAAAAUUUUUCAAGCUUUGGGAACCACUGAGACAUUUCUGUACUCACCUCUGUACAUAUGCAUAAUAAUGUAACAAUGACAUACAUGGUCAUCUCCAUCAACAUGACAAUACAAUAUACAAACAUAAUAAAAA